Molecule: messenger RNA, 1992 nt
Organism: Verticillium nonalfalfae
Lineage: Eukaryota; Fungi; Ascomycota; Sordariomycetes; Glomerellales; Plectosphaerellaceae
Exons: 2
Coding region: 1-1992 (663 amino acids)
Molecular function (GO): oxidoreductase activity, acting on paired donors, with incorporation or reduction of molecular oxygen; GTP binding; GTPase activity
Source: RefSeq, a predicted model, not a curated record
AUGCCUACAGAGUUCAUCAGUCUCACAUUUCCAAAUGGCUCUACGGAGCUCAACCCCAUUCCGGGCGCCGGCAUUGACCUGGACUACCUGAUCCGGUACGCCCGAAGCCUGGACGACUAUGAAUUCAAUUACACCCUGGUGCCGUACGGCUCAUCCUUGUAUGACCCUUUCACCGUCGGCGCAACAAUCGCGGCUGUAACGAAGAAGCUCAAGGUCAUCAUUGCCCUGCGGCCGAACACGUUGUACCCCACCGUCGCCGCCAAGGCCCUGGCCACGCUCGACCAGCUCAGCAGAGGUCGCGCUGUGGUGCACUUCAUCGCCGGCGGCAGCGACGCUGACCAGGCUCGUGAGGGUGACUUCCUGAACAAGGAGCAGCGGUACGAGCGGUUAGAAGAGUACAUCAAGAUUCUGCGUCGCGCGUGGGCAACUGCGGAGCCCUUUGACUGGGACGGCAAAUAUUACCAGUUCAAGGAUUUCAGCAACGGGGUGCGGCCGUUCAGCAACAACCACAUCGACGUCUCGGUUGGCGGCUCCUCUGACGAUGCGUACCGCAUCGGAGGCGCGCUCGCCGACAUUUUCGGCCUCUGGGGCGAGCCCCUCAAGGAGACGAAGGAGCAGAUUGACCGCAUCUACGCCGAGGCCGAGAAGGCGGGCCGCACCGACCGCCCGCGCAUCUGGGUGACGUUCCGUCCCAUCGUUGCCGAGACGGACGAGCUGGCCUGGGCCAAGGCGCACCGGACGCUGGACGCGCUCAACAAGAACAGCCCCAAGGGCACCGGCCUCAAUGCGCCGGCCGCCGGCGCGCCCCAGAACGUGGGAUCCCAGCGUCUCCUGGAGAUUGCCAAGCGCGGUGACGUGCAGGACCGCGCCCUUUGGUAUCCCACGGUGACAGCCACAAACGCGCGUGGCGCAUCAACGGCGCUGGUCGGUUCCUAUCAGACCAUCAUCGACUCCCUUCUGGACUACGUCGACCUUGGCGCGGAGCUCAUCUCCAUCCGAGGGUACGACAACUACAAUGAUGCUGUCGAUUAUGGGCGGUACAUCCUGCCAGGCGUGCGGGCUGUCCUGAAGCAGAGGGAGCAAGGCACACAUGACGACCACCUCACGAUCACCACCACUUCAUCCUCCCUCACCACACAAUCCCUCCCCAUCAUGUCCUCACCACCUUGGGACUACAUCGCCAAGCUCGUCUGCAUAGGCGACUCGGGGUGUGGCAAGUCCAGUCUCACAAUCCGCCUCUGUGAGGGCCGCUUCUCCCCGCAUCACGACGUGACCAUCGGCGUCGAGUUUGGCUCCCGUAUCGUCCCCGUUGGGCCCCCUCACUCCCUGCCGCCGCCGCCACCAGCCGCCAUCCCAACGACCGACGACGACGCCGCAGAUUCCGCCUCCUCAACACCCCCAGCCAACGCACCGGCAAAACCAGAAGGCCUGCCCGAACCCCGCCGGGCGCCCCCGCCCCCCUCCGCCGCCGACGCUCCGCCCCCGCAGAAACACAUGAAGCUGUCCCUCUGGGACACGGCCGGCCAGGAGACGUACAAAUCGGUGACGCGGUCCUACUUCCGCGGCGCCUCGGGCGCCCUCCUCGUCUUCGACCUCUCGCGCCGCCAGACGUUCGAGCACGUCACCGACUGGCUCAACGACCUGCGCCAGAUUGCCGAGCCCGACAUUGUCGUCAUCCUCGUCGGCAACAAGGCCGACCUUGCCGCGACGGGCGACGGCAGCAGCGGCACCGACAAGCGCGAAGUGUCGCGGGUCGAAGCCGAGGCGUGGGCGCGCAAGAACGGCGUGCUCGAAUACGUCGAGACGAGCGCCAAGAGCGGCGAGGGCGUUGAGAAGGCCUUCAUGCGGGUCGCCGAGCGCAUCUUCUUGAAUAUUCAGGCCGGCAAAUACGACUUGAACGAUCGCCGGUCGGGCGUCAAGGGGCAGACGGCGGGCGGGAACAAGCAGAUCCUGCUGGGCGAUGCGGCCAAGGUUGGCGGCGGGUGCUGUUAA